Magnolia sinica is the source of this 510-nucleotide messenger RNA. RefSeq lists its product as uncharacterized. Lineage: Eukaryota; Viridiplantae; Streptophyta; Magnoliopsida; Magnoliales; Magnoliaceae. The record is from RefSeq and is a predicted model, not a curated record. The transcript has 2 exons. The coding region runs from base 96 to 374 and encodes 92 amino acids.
AAGUAAGCUUCUUCUGUUUUCUUUUGCGGAGAGAAAAAUAAAAGGAAAAAAAAAAAAAAAAAACUCUGCUUCCUUUUCGAAUCUAAUAGAAAGAGAUGCAUCUAUGGCCAUCUUUGAGGAUUAGGGACUCUUUCAAGCUCUCUUAUUUGAAUAAAGUCGAACGGAAUCUCCAUCGAAUGAAGAGCGAGAAGCAAUCUCAAACCAAUCAGAAAUUGCUUGGAAAUCAAAGCGAAAUCAAUGAGAGAGACGACAGAGAAAUACCCAAUUCCAAGAUUGCAAAUAUCCUUUCCUUGUGCAGAGAAUUUCUCAUGAUGUUUACCUGCUGUUAUUGCUGUUUCUGCUGCGGUGCAUGUGAUGAUCAGGAAGACAACUGACACUGUAAUUUUAGAUGAAGGGAACCUAUUGUUGUUAGUGUGUUGACCGGGCAGCCUAACUUGUGGCUUUACUUCGAAUUACAAAAGAAUGUAUCUUUAUUUGUAAAUUGUAGUGACAUGUUAUGACUGAUCUCAA